GUUACAUCUCAAGCAAUCAGGGUCAUUUCGGAGUUGUCUGAAGGACGUUCUCUAAUGACUCUAUCUACAGGAAUAUUCGCGGCGAGGUGUCAAUUAUCGAUGACUUCGAGUACUUGGGUGUCGACGGUCAAGUCACAGCCAGACAUGUUUGGGUUUGAAUCCCAACUGUGAAUAUCCGAGAUACCACGUAUUGUAUCCUGACAACUCCCAAUUGUGUCUCAAUGCAGGGUACGAUAUAGCAACCCGAGGGUGCAUGUAUGGGACGGGCAUCUGAGGCCUUGACCAUGAAACUUUGAAGUCACCGUAAUCGCCGACUCAGCUCUUCAAGGCUCCUCAGCGGCAUUAAUGGGGGCAAUGCCGAUCUCGUAAUGUCGGCGGAAUGCGACCUUGACAAUCUCUGGCGGGCAUCGUUCGCCAUUGCGGUGCGCGGCACCUGGAGGAGACAAACAUAUAAAAGCAGGAAGUUUGCUUAGACAUUCCUCAGCACUCCGAGCACUCUCUUGCCUGCCAAUCCCUUCAUCACCUCACACAAUGAAGUUCUCCCUCGCUGCUGUCCCUCUGUUCGUUGCCGCGGCCAUGGCCCAAGUUGUAUCGCUCUCCGCACCCACUAAUGGCCAGACCAUUUCCUCCGGCCAGCAGAUGACCGUCCAAGUGACUGAACCCGAUUCCAACUCGUCUUGGGAGGAAGUCGCCGUCGUUGUCGGUAUCUCUUCUUGCAGCACGAGCGGAUGCCCGUCUGCUGAGGAGGACGGCAUGCAAUAUAUCCUCUACAAUGGCCAGUACAAGCCUGCAUACCCGAACCCGAACCCGCAGCACGUUCAGCCUUACCAGGACUUCACUGUCACCCUCCCCGCCACCCUGGCCAAGGGCGAGGCUGUCGUGUCCGUUGCACACUUCGCGCUCAUUGGAGCGUCCUACGUCCCUUACACUGGGUUCGCGAACGUGACCGUCUCCGUCGCGUGAUCGAUUGUUUUGGACCGAAGAGGAUUCAUCAUCUAAUUUCUAUCACUUGGGCUCAUCAUUACUAUUUCUGGUGCAUUGACCUUAGUUUGAGCUUUCGGACUGCCCGCUUUUAUCCCUAUAACUAUAUUCUUGCACAAGGAAUGCCGUCUCUGCCCAACUUGCCAUUAUCGUUGGCGGAUCAAGCUCCGGGUCCGAGAAUCCUCUGUCUAAGCCUCUAGGAUAACACUUGAUCGCUCUGAGGCGCGGCAGCAUGCUAUACAGGACAGGAGCAACGAGAUGAGGGGCGUAGAUAGGAGAUGACCACACUUCAAUCUCCGUGAUGGUCAUAUUGAGUGGCGACGAGACUCGGUCCUCCAGAUCGACCGUCGCGUCGAGUGCGAUAGCCAGCUCUUCUAAGAAAGGGCACUUCUCUAGAAGAUUCUUCAACCCCUUUAUCGUAAUCUUGCUCCGAUGUCCGGGUGGAAGUAAGACGUGCUGUGACAAGUCGAUGACAGAAAGAACGCGUAGACAUGGCCAGGCUGUGGCUAGCAGCUCGAGCUCCACACCGCCCAUCGCUUGGUGACAGAGGUCACGAAAUCGGAAGGUUGUUAUGUUUCUGAAACCUAGUAAAGGCUGAAUCACACCACAGGGAGGGGUUGGUGACUCGACUUCUUCAUUAGAAUACCAUACUGAAAGCUCAAUGGAGGCAAGGCUGGCCGGCGAGCAUGAUUUGGCGAUAGUCGCGGCUAGAUUGGCUAGGCUCGGGUUGUCCAUAUUGUGUAUGGUCAUAUCAAGAGUUUUGAGCGAAGGUGGUCUUUGGUGGCAAAGUAGCUGAAGCAGGCUUCUGGCAUUGCCGUACGGAUCAUCGACUAUGAGAUUUUGUAAUGUAGGAAAGUUGAUAUGGUCGCUGGAUCCCAGGUAAUGCGCGCUGUGGUCCUCAGGAGGAGGAAGGAUCACAUUUAGUUCCUCAAGGACAGGCAACUGAGCCGCCAAUGCAAGUACUUUAGGAGCAAAAGACACGUCAUGAGGCUCGCCAUCGUGCCAUAUUUCUAGUUUCCUUAGAGACUGAAAACUUGAUAGCGUCUCCGAAAGAGGUAGAUAGAGAUCAGCUUCGCUAUCAGAGCCCGCAGUGGCCUUGAUAGACCCAAGGGUUCCAGCAGCAUGAAUCAGGCUCCGGAAUAUGCCGGAAUAAUCAUGGUCCUCCUCACUAAACCAUAGCUCCACCUCGCAGAGCUUUGGACAAGAAGUAAGGCUCCCGACAAAAAAAAGGUCUUGAGGAUCCCGAAACUGCCAGACCAGAUGUCGAAGGGAAGGAAAUAAAGGACCAGCUUCUGAGUCGGAAGGUGACAUCAAAGCUUCCAUAAGCUCAAGGUCAUACGUCAUUGGCAAGCGUAAAUCGUAAUCGUUGGUGAGGGUUCGGACGCGACGAGCAUAAGGCCGGAAAAUUUGCCAAUCUCUAGAUGUCAUUUCGCGGGCGAAACUGAAGGCAACCCCAUCGUUUGCCAGAAGGUCUCGAGGAAGACAGCGUAGAAGAUCGUCAAUGAUAAUCUCAGCGUACAUCUCGUCAAGGGCAGGUUCUGACAUUGUCCUGCAGGUCCUGGCAAGACGGCAUAGCGCCCGUUGAUCACCAGAAAGGAACCCUAUUAUAACGGAGACGAUCUCCGCUAGACGAAGACAGGGAUGCAUCGCUGCUGCUGCUUUGAGUCCAC
Messenger RNA from Coniophora puteana RWD-64-598 SS2, 2651 nucleotides. RefSeq lists its product as uncharacterized. The record is from RefSeq and is a predicted model, not a curated record. The transcript has 6 exons. NCBI's taxonomy places the organism in Eukaryota, Fungi, Basidiomycota, Agaricomycetes, Boletales, Coniophoraceae. The coding region runs from base 532 to 963 and encodes 143 amino acids.